AUGCAGAUCUCCGUCGUAGCGGCUCUAACCGCCGCGGCCUUGGGAAGCUCGGCGCUGGCCAGGCUCAACCCUAUCGAUCAUCCGGUUCUGCAAGCUCGAUAUGAUCCCCUUAGCACUGCGGGGACCAAUGUUACUCAGACGCCUCCUCCGACCGCUAGCAACAGCUCAACCCGCUUCCGCACCGCGAACACUGAAUCCUUCUAUGUCUCGUCGAUGCCCGACGUCAACUUCCAGUUCGGCGAGAUGUACGCCGGCACCAUUCAGCUUGACUCAACUACUGUGAACGCUAAUGCCUCCGGAACUGGCAGCAAUGCCACCGCCCAGGCCGAUGAGAUGUUCUUCAUCUUCAUGCCAAAAGAAGGCGGUGAGCCGGUCGACGAGCUGACGAUCUGGCUGAACGGUGGCCCGGGCUGUUCAUCGAUGGAGGGGUUCCUGCAGGAGGUCGGCCCGAUCUCGUGGCUGGCAGGCACUCACUCUCCCGAGCGCAACAAGUACGCGUGGACGAAUAUAACCAACAUGCUCUUCGUGGACCAGCCCAUCGGCACUGGCUACUCGCGCGGAACACCAUCGGCGACUUCACAGCCUGAGUCGGCCGCGCAGUUCCUCGCCUUCCUGAAGAAGUUCCAGGCUCUAUUCGGCAUCUCCAACUUCCGCAUCUACAUGACGGGCGAGAGCUAUGCGGGUCGCUACAUCCCCUACAUCGCCGAUGUGAUGCUGAACGCGAACGACACGCAGCACUUCAACAUCUCCGGUGCGAUCAUCUACGACGGUGUCAUCGGCAAUCACCUCUUCACGCAGCAACAGCUCGUCGCGUACCCCUAUGCUGAGGAGAACUGGAGUCACUUCGGGUUCAACUCGAGCGACAUGGCGACCUUCAAGCAGCUCCACCAGCAGUGUGGGUACGAAGAGUACAUCAACAAGUACAUGACCUUCCCUGCCUCUGGCGUGCAGCCGCCGCGCUUCUGGAACAGGACUGACCCGGAGACGUCCAAGUGCGAUCUGUGGAACAGCGCACUCAUCGGCGUACUGAACAUCAACCCCUGCUUCGACCCUUACGAGUCCAACAAGCCUUGCCCCAUCCUCUGGGACGUCCUCGGCAUGUCGGGCAUUACCAACCUCGUUCCCCCCGGCACGACGGUGUACUUCGACCGCCCCGACGUGAAGAAGGCGCUGCACGUGCCUGCCGACCUGACAUGGCAGCAGUGCACCAAGAAGCCUGUCUUCACGGCAGGCAACGGCAAGGCAGGACCGGGACAGAACGGCGAUCUGUCCGAGGACCCGAUCCAAGGCGCCCUCCCCCGCGUGAUCGAAGCGACGCAGCGUGUCCUCGUGGCGAACGGCGACUUUGACUUUGUCAUCAUGACGAACGGCACCCUCCUCUCGAUUCAGAACAUGACGUGGGGCGGAGCGCUCGGUUUCCAGACUCAGCCCAGCGAGCCGCUCUUCAUCCCCCUGCGCGACAUUCAGCACCGCGAGGCAUUCGCGGCCUCCGGUCUCGGUAUCGACCAGUUCAUCAUGGCGCAGGGCCAGAUGGGCAUCCAGCACUACGAGCGCGGGCUCAUGUGGAACCAGGUCUGGGGCGCUGGUCACAUGCUCCCCGCCUUCCAGCCCCGGGUGGCCUUCAUGCAACUCCUCUGGAUGCUGGGGCACAUCGACAGCCUUGGUCCGAUCACCGGACCGGCCGGCAGUGCAGGAGGUGCAGCAGCUGCUGGGAACGGCACGGCCGACAGCAACGUGAUGUCCAGCGGCAACAAUAACGGAGCAAUGUCCGGCGCAACGGCUGGGAACAGUACGUCCAGUGCCGGCUCGAUGACCGGCGGCAACGCUGCUGUGGGCAUCGACAGCGCGGCCGGGAACACAAAGGCCUCCGGCAAUGGCACGGUCGGAAGUGGUGGGGCUGACGGCAGCAAUGCCGUUGGUGGCAAUGGGGACGGCGGCAGCGUUGGCAGUGGUGACCUGGCUGCUUCCGGUGUAGCUGGUGCGAUGGUCUCUCAGGCUGGUAGCUCCCCCACUGCGAGCGGAGCCGGUACAAGUGGCCCAGCGACCGUUGGUGACGCUGCGGGCGGCGGCCAUGCUGCGGGUGGCGAGCAAGGCGCAGGGGGUGAGUUUGUCGCCUGGGCGAGCAGCGAAUUCACCUUCGGCAGCGAUGGCCAGUAA
Trichosporon asahii var. asahii CBS 2479 is the source of this 2157-nucleotide messenger RNA. RefSeq names its product pheromone processing carboxypeptidase (Sxa2), putative. Lineage: Eukaryota; Fungi; Basidiomycota; Tremellomycetes; Trichosporonales; Trichosporonaceae. The record is from RefSeq and is a predicted model, not a curated record. Gene Ontology annotation, biological process: proteolysis. Bases 1 to 2157 code for a protein of 718 amino acids. Gene Ontology annotation, molecular function: serine-type carboxypeptidase activity. The transcript has 2 exons.